AAGAGCACAAUCGGGAGCUUCCUGGGAACGACAGUUGAGGGAGAGGCCAGAGACCUUGAGGCAGACCGCCAUGGCCAGUGGCUCAGGCGCAGGAGGCUGGACGGAGCGCUCAACCGAGUGCCGCUCAAUUUCUACCCAAGGAUUUGGAAGAUUCUCGAGAAGUGUCAGGGCAUUAACAUUGAAGGCAAAGUUAUCCCACAGAGUCUCACUCAGGAGAUGACAGCAGGAGAGCUGAAGUUUGCCUUAGAGGUAGAGACUGUGCUCAACACCAUUCCUCAACCUGAGUACCGACAGCUAGUUGUUGAGGCAUUGAUGGUGUUAUCACUUGUCCGGGAGUACCACAGCACAGGCUGGCUUGGGGACAUUGUGUCUGCUCAGGACAUUGUCCAUCUAGCAAACAAUAUUUUCCUACAGGACCAGAAACAAGAAGGAGGUGAUGCAACAACCUGCUGUGCCAGGGAUAAGAAAGAACCAGGCAUUGGAGGUGGUUUGACGUGUGGAGGAGCUGCCUACAUCUGCAUCCACUUUUACGACAGCGCUCCUUCUGGCAAAUUUGGUACAAUGUCAUAUAUGAUUCGAGCAGUUUGUUGCAACCUGAACUGCUUCCCACAAGAUGGGGAGAUGGAUUGCACAGUCAGUUGAGCCAGUUCAAUACAAACAGCAAGAGUAAUAAAAGUAAUUAUGCUGUUUCUGUAGUUAAAUAUAUAUAGGUAAAUUUUAUUUCAUUGUAAUUCCCAUGAAUUUGUAAUGCUCUCUUUACGAUCAGUUGUGCAAGUUUUAAUGCCAGAAUCAGGAACUGAAAGACAAUUAAUUUCUCAGUACAAAAUCUGGUGCAUAAGCAUUUUCCUUUUUCUUCUUUAUAAAGCAACAACAGUACAUGGCAGUGCCAGGUACUGCCUUGACAUAGCCUUGCACAUCUGAAGAAUUACAGUGCCACCAAAAUUGUUUGUGGAAAUCCUUUAGAAUUGUUUCAAGGCGUGUGAAUCCAAUGUUAUUUCUCCUAUGGUAAUAUUGACCUUUACUGUUGAUAUCAAUUAUGUUCAACAAAUUGCAACUAUAAUUGAAUUCAGUCGUAGUGCCAUAAAAUGUCGGAGAAGUUUGCUCUAAUGGUGCAAACUAUUUGAUUGCAAAGUUGGUAUGUUAAUUGAACCUUAUUAUUGCUUCAUUUUUGACAUUUUCAUAUUCAAAAUGUGUAACAACACUCACUUAUUCACCAGUUUUUUAGUGUGAUAGUAUACCCUUGGAAGUCAUUUUACUUUUACACAGGACAUAUCAUUUCAAUUACACUCCAGAUUAGUUUAUCGCAGCCAAUGAUUCUGAUUUAUCUCUAAUAUAGUUAUAUCCUUUUGUUUCCCUUUUUUGACGCUAUUGAAUUAAGUGCCAUUAUUUUAUGCAAAGUUUGAGUGUGAUCCUGUUGUAUGUACCAAGUACGGCAAGUUACAAAACUUACCACAUGUGUUCCAAAUAUACAAAUAAGGUGCAAAUACAAAUUGGUAAUGUUCAUGUUACAUAUUUAUACAUUAUAUAUAUAUAUAUAUAUUUAUGUGUUUCUGCAGCCACAUGAGCUUCAUAUUUGAAAAUACUGUAUCAAACAAGGCCAGUCAUGACAGUUUAUGUAAGCUCUUAAAGUCUUUUAGAAAGUCACCCGUGGUUAAAGGCUCAGAAGAUAUCUUUGGCAUGUUCUCAUUACUUACAUAUGCUGAAAUUUUACAUGACGAAAUAGUCUUGGAAUAUUCAGUAAUGUAAACCAUAGAAUAUAGCUUCAUGUAGCACAUGGUAAACAUUUGAAGACUUCAGAUUGUGAACCAAUGGUUUUCUUAACAUUCAUUUCAAUUGUUAAUGAAGAAUAUGAUUACUCUAUGUACAUUUUAUUAAUCUGAUAAAGCCAAAGAAAUGUAACAUCACUGUUAAAUAAGGCACUGGUGCACAUGAUAAUUGUAUUAAUGAAAAGACAUUUCUUUUGAUAUUUAUUUUUAUAAUAGAUUAAAAAAUCAGAUUAAUACUUUAGACCAAAUCUAAUACCAUACUAAUGUUCAUUUUAUUUCCCAAGAAUACAUUAUGUUUUGUUCAAGAAAAAGUUAUUUGAAGUAUGAAAAUAUGUUUUUAUUUAUUAACUAAAUUAAAUAGCAAAAUAAAUCAAAGUCAGUUGUGCACAAUUAUACACAUUAAUGGUUGUUUUAUAGAGACAAAUGUCGUAGUAGUCAAUUAGCAGAGAGUUCAUUUUUAGAUUCUCAAAAUAUUUAUUUGCCAUAAUUUUUUGUAGAGUUUAGGUACUAUAUUUUUUUCUCAGAAUGACACUAUGGUUAUAGUCUUUAUCUCUCAUUUUGCCUUUUUAGACUAUUGUCAUCUGUUGAAUUUGUGAAUUUAUUGAUUUAAAACUGGAAUUUAACAUUUUGUUAAUAUGUGAGUGACCUUAUUAGAUUGCUUUGAAUACUUCACCUGUGUCCAUAAUUUUUAUGCGAGUUUUAUUAUUGAAGUUGUUGUGUAUAGUAUUGAAAGUUAUAUUAUAUAUCCCAGUGAUUUAUAUUGAUGCAUAAGUGAAAUCUAUAGACAUAGAUACUUAAACAGAUAACAAAAUACAAAAAUGUUUGUCUAUAGCAUCUGUUACAGAUGUCUCUUGUCAUCUAAAAUGAAAAUGGAACUGCAGUUUAUUUUUAAAUCCAAAGGAAAGAAGUAUUGCAGACAGCUGACUACCACUGUCAUGUAUUGCAUGACAGUGUUAAUCUUUAGGUCCUUAGGAAUGGUCUCUUAGCUGAUUUCACAAGAACAGUUAUUUUGCUUUGGGCUUACAUUUCUCAAGAGUGAGUUCCUAGAUCCAGCCCUCACUAGUUUUUAGACCUUGCCCUCUUAGUGCUGCUGCUUGACUAGUGUAUAGAUCAAAUGCCUUUUUUAUGAAAAGCAGUUCACUACAUGAUUCUCAACUUUGCACACUUACAUGCUGUUGUAAAGAGAAAAAUCAACAUUCAAUAGAGACAACGAUUGCUGGCAGGCUGGGCCUGAGGAGUGAAUCUUAAAAUCAGCUAAUAUUAAAUUUUUCAUUAUGUGUAAAGUUGUAUGGAAUAGGACAUUAUAGAAACAAAUCAAAGUUUAACAUAUGCUGUCAGCUAUCAUAUAUAUUCUUAUUUCUUUUCUUUAUUAUUAUUAUUAUUAAGCUUUGUCCAUUUUGAGGAAUACAAAUAGAAAAGGUUCUUACUGAUAAUAGAAUGUUGAGGUGUUCCAUAUUAGGUAAAGAAAAUUAGCUGCUUCCUGUGCUGUGCAUUGCCAAUAGGGCAUUUAAUUAUACCUAUGUGAUAAAGGCUUUCAAGAAUAAUAAAAAAUAUAUAAAAAA
Molecule: messenger RNA, 3328 nt
Organism: Penaeus vannamei (Pacific white shrimp)
Lineage: Eukaryota; Metazoa; Arthropoda; Malacostraca; Decapoda; Penaeidae
Source: RefSeq, a predicted model, not a curated record